This is a messenger RNA of Papaver somniferum (opium poppy), 1080 nucleotides long. Its product is annotated as protein phosphatase 2C 51-like. The transcript has 3 exons. Bases 1 to 1080 code for a protein of 359 amino acids. NCBI's taxonomy places the organism in Eukaryota, Viridiplantae, Streptophyta, Magnoliopsida, Ranunculales, Papaveraceae. Gene Ontology annotation, molecular function: protein serine/threonine phosphatase activity; cation binding. Gene Ontology annotation, cellular component: cytosol; nucleus. The record is from RefSeq and is a predicted model, not a curated record. Gene Ontology annotation, biological process: protein dephosphorylation.
AUGGAAAUAAUAGAAGAUGAUCAUGAUCAUAGCAAUAAGAUGGGUGGAUCAUCUCUACCGCCCAUUGGAAUAUUAUUGGAAAAAGAUGUACCAGCAGCAGCAACAACAACGACGGUUGGGAUAUUAGUAUCGUCGGGAGGAAAUGAACUCUGCGGUGGUGGUUGUGAUGAUGAUAUAAGCAGAGAUAUUUUACAGUGUGUCUCACACGGUUCUGUUUCUGUGUGCGGUGGAAGACCGGAGAUGGAAGAUGCUGUUACUAUAGUACAAAACUUAUUACCUUCAUCAAAUAAUGUCCGUCCGCGCAACCAUGAUCAUGGGGGAGAAGUGAAAUAUGAUUUCUUUGGUGUGUAUGAUGGACAUGGUGGCUCCGUUGUAGCAAACCUAUGUUGUGAGCGGUUACAUAAGAUACUGGUGACUGAGACUGUAUCAUCAAAUCUAGAUGGGAUCGAGUGGGAGAAUGUCAUGGUGAGUUGCUUUGAAAAAAUGGAUAGAGAAGUAAGUGAAAAAGAAGUUGAAAUCAAAAGUAUUAAGUCGCAAGGAUCAACGGCUGUAGUUUCUUUGAUUAGCAAAGAUAAAAUUAUUGUUGCUAAUUGUGGUGAUUCUAGGGCUGUCUUGUCUCGUGCUGGCUCACCACCGAUCCCACUUUCCCAAGAUCAUAAGCCUGACAGGAAAGAUGAGAUGGAGAGAAUUGAAGCAGCUGGAGGAACGGUAAUCAACUGGAAUGGAUUCCGUGUUCUCGGUGUCCUUGCUACCUCUAGAUGCAUAGGCGAUCGCUACCUCAAGCCAUUUGUAACAUCUGUCCCGGAGGUCACGAUAACUUCACGAAACGAAAGCGAUGAGUUUCUGAUAUUUGCUAGUGAUGGUUUAUGGGAUGUUAUGUCAAACAAGAUGGCUUGUCAAAUAGCAAGGAAAUGUCUAGAAGGUAAAGUAGCAAGGAUAUCCUCAUCGCUUUUGGAUCAUACUUGUAAUGCUGCAUUCGCUGCGGCAGUUCUGGCUGAAGUUGCAAUGGCUAGAGGAAGUAAAGAUAAUAUCAGUGUUGUGAUAGUUGAGUUGAAGAAACUAAUCCAAGUAGAUGGCUAG